AGUGUUGAGUUCAAAGUAAAAGCGUGACUUAAAUGCUGUCGAGGUUUUCGUGCUAAGAAGACCGGGAAACCCGCCUAGGUGGGUCACCCCACCUAUUGUGUAGACGCGAUGAAGAUAACUUAAGAGAUUGUAUGGACAGGAGAGUUACGUCAACAACCUGGUUUUCCCACCUCCAUCUAAACAGGCCCUAAGUAUUCUUUUUGCAAUAAUAAAAGACAAGAGGAUAUAAACUGUUUAUCUAAAUGAUGGAAAUGGGUAAAUUGUUUUAUUUUGUAGCCAGGUAUGACUUUUUACUGAGAUUGAUCACAGAUUUAUCUGUGAUUACGUUAACGGGUAUGUUGGUUUAAUAGAAUGAAAUAGGAUUAGAAGAUAGCAUACCAAGUCAGCUCGAUUCAGGAAAACUCGGACAGCCUCCUGCAAAAUAUAUGGAUCUAAAAGAAGUCAGCAGAGAUAAAAGAAAGGUACAAAGUGCCGCUCCACUAGCUGAUUACGCACCUCUUCAUCCAUUAACAAGCUCUUGGGAAGUUCCAAGACAUAACGUGACCUUAGAAAAAAUCAUUGGUAAUGGUGCUUUUGGUCAGGUUGCCAAGGGAACAGCAGUAGGACUUCGUGGGAGGCCUGAAACGACCACAGUGGCUAUUAAGAUGCUUAAAUCUAACGUUGCUGAAUCAGAAAAGAGAGAUUUGAUUAAAGAACUUCAAACAAUGAAGCAUCUGAAACCACAUCCUUACGCCAUUAAACUUCUGGGUUGUGUUACGGAGUCUGAGCCUAUGCUGCUUUUGAUUGAAUAUGCGCCUUUUGGGGAUCUGCUGGGUUACCUGAGAAAGAGCCGUGGAUUAAAGGACACAUACUACAAAGACCCAAAUAUCAAACUACAAAAAAAUCUGACGUCACAGCAGCUAAUGAAGUUUGCCUGGCAAAUAGCAGAUGGAAUGAGUUAUUUGUCCUCAAAAUCUAUCAUCCAUCGAUACCUCGCAGCGCAUAAUGUGUUGGUUGGACAAAAGGAAACGUGCAAAGUAACAGACUUUGGAAUGGCCAGAGAUGUGCAGGAGGAAAAUAUUUAUAAACGAAAGACUAAGGGUCGUCUUCCCGUGAAGUGGACUGCUUAUGAGGCCUUGUUGUACGGAAAGUAUACCACCAAAAGUGAUGUAUGGAGUUAUCGAGUUGUGCUUUACGAGAUUUUCACCAUAGGCGGUUCACCUUACGCAAGAAUGGUUGAAAGAAAAAUUGCAAACUUACAUCAGGAGGGAUACAGGAUGCCUAGACCACAACACGUCGAUGAAAAAUUGUAUCAGAUCAUGAUGAAAUGCUGGAAAAAUGACCCGGAUGCAAGACCAACAUUCACUGAAUUAAAAAAUCAGCUUAAGGACAUGGAAACCCGACAUAAGGUGGAGCCCGCUUACAAAACCUAUCAAUUUGGAAGAGAUAUUUACUAUAGUGGGCACAAGCCCACACCUCAAUCGCAAAGGUGA
Stylophora pistillata is the source of this 1472-nucleotide messenger RNA. Its product is annotated as proto-oncogene tyrosine-protein kinase receptor Ret. Gene Ontology annotation, cellular component: plasma membrane; signaling receptor complex. NCBI's taxonomy places the organism in Eukaryota, Metazoa, Cnidaria, Anthozoa, Scleractinia, Pocilloporidae. Gene Ontology annotation, biological process: positive regulation of kinase activity; multicellular organism development; protein phosphorylation. Gene Ontology annotation, molecular function: ATP binding; transmembrane receptor protein tyrosine kinase activity. The record is from RefSeq and is a predicted model, not a curated record.